AUGGAACUGUAUAAUUUAACAGGUACCUUGGAAUUCCUUCUCCUUGGGCUCUCAGAGGACCCUGAAAUGCAGCCCAUCUUAUUUGUACUGUUCCUGCUCAUAUACCUGUUCACUGUCCUUGGAAAUGUGCUCAUCAUCUUGGCCAUCGGCUCUGAUUCCCACCUCCACAGCCCCAUGUACUUCUUCCUCUAUUAUCUUUCAUUGUCUGACAUGGGCUUCAGCAGCACCACCAUACCAAAAAUGCUGAUAAACUUGCAGACCUAUAAGAAAUCCAUAACCUAUGUAGCGUGCCUAAGUCAAGUGUCUUUCUUCUUCCUUUUUGGAUGUAUGGACAGCCUACUACUCACAGUGAUGGCCUAUGACAGAUGGGUAGCCAUUUGUCACCCUCUACACUACCAAGUAUUUCUGAACCCUCGCCUAUGUAGAUGUUUGGUCAUAGUGUCAUUUUUCUUUAGCCUUAUGGAUUCACAAGUACAUUACUUGAUGGUGUCACAACUAAAAUUUUGCACUAAUUUAGAAAUCCCUCAUUUCUUCUGUGAUGUUACAGAGCUUCUAAAACUUGCAUGUACUGAUACUACUAUCAGCAAAAUAGUCAUAUUUCUUGCCAGCAUCAUUAUUGGUUUUCUCCCUGCCUCUGGAAUCCUUUACUCCUACUAUAAAAUUAUUUCCUCCAUUGUUAGAGUUACAUCAUCAUCAGGGAAAUAUAAAGCCUUCUCUACAUGUGGAUCUCACCUGUCAGUUGUUUGCUUAUUUUAUGGAACAGGUAUAGGGGUGUACCUUAGUUCAUCUAUUUCUAGUUCUUCCAAGCAAAGUGUGAUAGCUUCGGUAAUGUAUACCACGAUAGUUCCCAUGAUGAACCCCUUCAUCUAUAGCCUGAGGAACAAGGAUAUCAAGAGAGCCCUCCAGAAAAUUUUUACUCAAAUAACACAUCUAACAGUAAAAUCAAUUAAUGUAUAG
Molecule: messenger RNA, 957 nt
Organism: Rattus norvegicus (Norway rat)
Lineage: Eukaryota; Metazoa; Chordata; Mammalia; Rodentia; Muridae
Gene: Or7e169
Product: olfactory receptor family 7 subfamily E member 169
Exons: 1
Coding region: 1-957 (318 amino acids)
Biological process (GO): detection of chemical stimulus involved in sensory perception of smell; signal transduction; G protein-coupled receptor signaling pathway
Cellular component (GO): membrane; plasma membrane
Molecular function (GO): olfactory receptor activity; G protein-coupled receptor activity
Source: RefSeq, marked reviewed